This is a messenger RNA of Haliotis rufescens (red abalone), 1671 nucleotides long. RefSeq names its product proline-rich extensin-like protein EPR1. The transcript has a single exon. NCBI's taxonomy places the organism in Eukaryota, Metazoa, Mollusca, Gastropoda, Lepetellida, Haliotidae. The coding region runs from base 1 to 1671 and encodes 556 amino acids. The record is from RefSeq and is a predicted model, not a curated record.
AUGGCUCCACCCAACAGCCACAGGACAGGGACCAUUAACUUCCGUGACAACAUGGCUCCACCCAACAGCCACAGGACAGGGACCAUUAACUUCCGUGACAGCAUGGCUCCACCCAACAGCCACAGGACAGGGACCAUUAACUUCCGUGACCACAUGGCUCCACCCAACAGCCACAGGACAGGGACCAUUAACUUCCGUGACAACAUGGCUCCACCCAACAGCCACAGGACAGGGACCAUUAACUUCCGUGACCACAUGGCUCCACCCAACAGCCACAGGACAGGGACCAUUAACUUCCGUGACAACAUGGCUCCACCCAACAGCCACAGGACAGGGACCAUUAACUUCCGUGACAACAUGGCUCCACCCAACAGCCACAGGACAGGGACCAUUAACUUCCGUGACAGCAUGGCUCCACCCAACAGCCACAGGACAGGGACCAUUAACUUCCGUGACAACAUGGCUCCACCCAACAGCCACAGGACAGGGACCAUUAACUUCCGUGACAACAUGGCUCCACCCAACAGCCACAGGACAGGGACCAUUAACUUCCGUGACAACAUGGCUCCACCCAACAGCCACAGGACAGGGACCAUUAACUUCCAUGACAACAUGGCUCCACCCAACAGCCACAGGACAGGGACCAUUAACUUCCAUGAAAACAUGGCUCCACCCAACAGCCACAGGGCAGGGACCAUUAACUUCCGUGACAACAUGGCUCCACCCAACAGCCACAGGACAGGGACCAUUAACUUCCGUGACAACAUGGCUCCACCCAACAGCCACAGGACAGGGACCAUUAACUUCCGUGACAACAUGGCUCCACCCAACAGCCACAGGACAGGGACCAUUAACUUCCGUGACAACAUGGCUCCACCCAACAGCCACAGGACAGGGACCAUUAACUUCCGUGACAACAUGGCUCCACCCAACAGCCACAGGACAGGGACCAUUAACUUCCAUGACAACAUGGCUCCACCAGACAGCCACAGGACAGGGACCAUUAACUUCCGUGACAACAUGGCUCCACCCAACAGCCACAGGACAGGGACCAUUAACUUCCGUGACAACAUGGCUCCACCCAACAGCCACAGGACAGGGACCAUUAACUUCCGUGACAACAUGGCUCCACCCAACAGCCACAGGACAGGGACCAUUAACUUCCGUGACAACAUGGCUCCACCCAACAGCCACAGGACAGGGACCAUUAACUUCCGUGACCACAUGGCUCCACCCAACAGCCACAGGACAGGGACCAUUAACUUCCGUGACCACAUGGCUCCACCCAACAGCCACAGGACAGGGACCAUUAACUUCCGUGACAGCAUGGCUCCACCCAACAGCCACAGGACAGGGACCAUUAACUUCCGUGACAACAUGGCUCCACCCAACAGCCACAGGACAGGGACCAUUAACUUCCGUGACAACAUGGCUCCACCCAACAGCCACAGGACAGGGACCAUUAACUUCCGUGACCACAUGGCUCCACCCAACAGCCACAGGACAGGGACCAUUAACUUCCGUGACAACAUGGCUCCACCCAACAGCCACAGGACAGGGACCAUUAACUUCCGUGACCACAUGGCUCCACCCAACAGCCACAGAACAGGGACCAUUAACUUCCGUGACAACAUGGCUCCACCCAACAGCCACAGGACAGACACCCAUUAA